This is a messenger RNA of Rotaria socialis, 1176 nucleotides long. Lineage: Eukaryota; Metazoa; Rotifera; Eurotatoria; Philodinida; Philodinidae. The record is from the annotation of a GenBank genome assembly.
AUGAAUAGAAUAGAUAUGAAUAAAUUUGAACAAAAAGUAGUUUUGAAUGAUUCAUUAGAAGACACGAAUAAAAUAUUUCAAAAUCGAUCAAUAACUUGUAUUGAAGAUUUCUCAAAUGAAAUAUUUUUUGAAAUUUUUGACUAUUUCAAUGGUUAUGAAAUAGUUGAAACAUUUUCAACUCUUAAUUCUCAAUUUGAUAAACUUCUUCAUUCUUCAUCAUUUUUAAUUAAAACUCAUUUUUUCUUAUUUCAUUAUCCGGAAAAAAUAAUAAACACAUUUAAUCAAUUAGAAAUAUUUUCAAAUAAAACAUAUCCAAAUUUGAAAAUUUUAUCAAUUAGUUUUUCAAAAAAUAUCAAUUUUCUUGAUGCUCAUCGAUGGGAAAGAAUUAUUUUAAGUUAUUAUCCUCAAUUAGAAAAAUUCUAUUUGAAUUAUUAUGAAUGUAUAAAUAACGGUAAUCAGCAUCCAAUUAAUUGUGGAGAAAUAAACGAAUUUUCAUCAUCAUUUUGGAUUGAAAGAAAAUGGAUAUUUUAUGUUGAAAUUAAAUUUAUGAACAUUGAAUAUAAAAUUCGUCCGUACAAUAAAAAGUGGUAUCAUGAUACAAAUAAUAAUAUAAUUAAUUAUUCUACCAAUUUGACAUUAACAUUUAUUUAUGAUUCUAUACUCAAAGAUAUUGAAUUAACUCUAACAGUAACGAAGAUUUAUCAUUUGGAAAUUUUCGACAAAGAAAUCUCAAUUUCUAUAUUAGUUCAAAUUCUUAAUCGAUUGUCACAAAUCAUUACACUUAAAAUUCAUUCAUUAUCAACAGACAAAAGAGCAGAAGUAACUGUUGAACAACUUAAUAUGUUAUGUUUAAUGAAAAGUACUAGUAAAAUUGCCAAGGUUUAUGUUGAACACAUUGAUGAUGUUAAACAAAUUAAUUUCAUUUUCACAAUUUGUCCACGCAUGAAAUAUUUUCAAGUUGGACUUAAACAUUCAAUAGAUUUUAAAUUUUUUUUGGGUAAUAUUUUCAAUAACAUUAAACAUAAUAAUUAUCAACUUGAUGCAUUAUGUCUUCAUAUUCCAACAACGGGUGAUGAAAUACUUGAAGAUGUUAACGAAAAAAUAAAAUAUGAAAAUCUACCUGGUCAUGUUACGAUUAAACGUGUAUUAGAUCAUGUUUAUUUAAAAUGGACAUAA